GAACAAUAAGGUCUGUUGAGGACGCACGUGCAGCUCCUGAGGUCAGGACCACGAGAGAAGCAACUAAGACCAAAACCAAAAGUAGGUUAGGAUCUAAGGUACAAAAUUGAAAAGAUGCCGCAACUCGUGUGUUGUCUCGUGCACAGCAGCAUGUGUAGCAACGCUGGUAUCUCUCUUGCUCGUUGCUUCUUUCGAUUUGCCGUUUGCUUGCUCCCGUUAUCGCAGUUUUUAGGACUGCAGUCGGGAAUCUUUGUGGAUAGUCGCCUGCGUUUGCGUGCGCGCGGCCCGGAUGAUGCCGACGAUUCGACGUCGUUCCUCCACAGUCAUCGUCAAGCACCCUUUGUUUCUGGCUCACUUGGCGCGGGGACCCUACGCUUAUCGGAGGCAGCGACGAGCAGCGCCGAGGGCGGACCCAGUCAAUUGUAUCUAGCAGCCUCUCAGCCAACCCAAAGCAUUGUAAGUCCGACUGGAAGAGCACCGGAUGCGAGCGUCGGAUCUCUCCCUAAGGCAUCGAGUAAAUAUUUGCCAAACUGGUCGUUGUAAAUAUUCGCUUCGAGGAUCUUGUCUUCAAUCAACAAUCCAAAUAUCCUUCGGCACUUACGUGGAAGUUCCUAUAGCGCAUGUUCUUCUAAUCUACAGUCUUCCAACAUUCGAGUAAGAGCGCUGCGACAGAAUCCCCGUGCUUCCAGCCCCGUAAGACCUGCCACACGCGCAGUUAUGCCUGUCCAUGCAGCUUCUGGAGAAGGACCAGGGAUAUCUACACGUGCUGGAAACUGGCACAUCGCUUCGACUCGUAAUGCAGGUCACGAGGUUUAUUCAAGUGCCGAAGCUCUGGCAGCUGGAGCAGGAGAUUUAUUGACAACAUCACAAAAUCGUGAUCCUAUUUCAAAGCUCGCUUGUUGGGAUCUUUCAUUUGACUUGUCCCGAUAUUGGGUCAUGCAUACAUAGCAGAAGAAGAAAGCUGUUGUGUACACGUAUGCGUGAAAGUAGCUUUUUCUUGUUUUGAUGCUCCUUGUUCGGUCAUUCAUAUUCCCCUCGAUUCAAUUCUUUCCCUUAUUCUUAUCCGUAGAGUAUCUUUCUCUCCUUCAUUCCUUGGUACGCUCGUGUAUGUUCCAGAUGAGAGGAGAGUAGAAGUGGGCCAAUCUUCCUCAUCGAGUGGUGAUGAAGCACCGACACGAAGUUGCAGUGUUUAAGGCUCACUUACUUUGGCAAACUGCAGCUUUGUAUUACCCAGGGUGAAGAUACUUGUUCUAGCACAUCCACUCAGAAAUUCAUUCUGGAGUGGGCAUCCUGAUCCUUCUUGCACAUUCUUUUAUGGGCAAGGCUAGGACGAUUGUCUAUAUAGGAAGAUACUGCAAUGGGCAGCGCUAAAUCGUGCGGGCCUCAAUCUGUGGAACGCGUCUGACUGGAGCGAAAGCAGGAAUGUGCGCACUAUCAGCGGUCGCUCUGUGGAUCGCGACGCUGUCCGGGGCCUUCAUGGUGGGAACUCAAUUCGACUUGUCCCAGAGGGGUGAAACUGAAGUAGAAAAACGUGGCCGUGAGGAUCGAGCGUUAAGGCUUCUACUCCUCAGACCCGGCAAGUGCAUGUUUUAGACUCCUUGAUGAACAACGAACAUCGAGUUUGAAGCUCUGCUUAUCAUUUUUUUCCGUUCUUCUCGAAAACACAAAGCAGCAUUCUGAACUUGGACUCACCCACUAAAUUCUGAAAAGGCAAAUUAUUAGGCACCAUGGAUGAUGAAAACUCUAAUACAGCGAGUGAAAGAUAUCGGUUGGGUACUUCCCGCGAUGGGGCCGCGGCCGGAGAAGGAAAUUGGUGGAGCGAAAAAGCCAAGCGAGUUUCUGGGUACGCAAAGUAUGGAGUGAUGUGAGUCAGUUUAGCUAACUUUGAAAAUUAUUAUAAAUAUAUACGAAGGUGCAAUUCAUAGUCACGCAUUGAAUCAUGUAACAGAGUAUCAUAAGACUCAGGAUUGAAAAUCACUGAACGCCUAUUCUUGUCCAGGUGUCCCGAGCCGCUAUCAGCUUGCUCUCGACUGCUCAGGCUCGAGAGAAAAAUUUCUGGAGUGUUUUCAUGAAUUCACUGGAGACGAUCCGACUCACGGGUUCGUUGAUUUCUUAUGGAUAAUCUUUUCGACUCGAUUGUGAAAGGAAUGGGACGAUUUGUUGAUUUGAAUCGAUCGGCAUCAUCAUUGAUUUGAAUCAAUUGUUAAGAUUUGGAGUAGUAUGUGCUAGUAGCUUCUUCAUUUACUGCGGAAGGCUGGAAUCGUCGAGAGUCGUUGAUCAAAACGAUCCCACCGCGUCCAGGGCGUCAGGCUAAUCGCAUCCAGAUAGAAUUUGCCACGGGACCACCGACUCCAAAAGGGCGACCUGCUAUUCGGUGUCCAUACCUUAUUAUAGAGUAGUUUAUAGACGCUGGGCGGCCCUUAUUAUAGAGUAGUUUAUAGACGCUGGGCACGCUGGGCUACGCUGGGUGGCUGGGCGGCCUCGCUGGGCACGCUGGGCGGCAACGCGGGGCACGCUGGGCGGCAACGCUGGGCGGGCGCUUGGAUAGCGCUGAGCGGACUUGAGGGCCACACGUUGGGCAUGCCGAGCCUGCGCGGCCGAUGGAUUUACUUGCGCCGCGGGGACGCGGUGCAGCGCGUCCCGCGAGGACAAACAAAGGCGGCGCGCCGCCCUCAAGAUUCAGGGCAGCGCUGGCGCAGUGCUGCGCCAGUUUGCGCAGCAGCGGGCUGCGCGGCGCCUGCUCGGUUCAGGCUUGCACUCCGUCGCGCUGCACUGCGCUGCUCGAUGCGUGCAAUACUGCGCCGCUCUUGUGCACAACGGUAAACUCGCCAGCGUCGUUGGCCUUGGCCUACGCUAGACUAGCACUGCUGGUGGGGUUCUCAAGCGGGCGCCCGAAGGGCGCCCCCCAAUUGGAGACGCCCAGCGUGACGCUGGGCGCAGAAUUCGGGAGAUCUGGCACAUUUGGGUCGCCCAGCGACCCAGUGUGCCCAGCGUGCCCAGCCCAGCCAUGUUGGGAACCCUUAUAAACUGUUCUAUUAUUAAUUUGUUUAGAGGAGUUUGAAAAUAGUUGCCAGUAAAAUUAUCGUUGCAAGAAAUACACACUACGAAUACCAACGCCACGUCGGAGCUUAUGAAAAAGUGCUACUCGUUGGGUUUAGAGUAAGAAAAUGUAUUCCAAGAACACCUGGAUGCUUAAGGAUGAAGCCUUCCAGAUAUUACUCCACUGGCAGGCUUGUCCCUGUUGUUGUGGUGGUGGUAUUACCGAGUAACAUCCACAACCUGGACGCUGUUCGUAUCCUUAUGGUGGUCCUGUACUGAAUGACGGCCCACAAUCAUCAUCGUGCGUCACCAUCUUAAGGGGAUCCCUAUGAGCAUAAGGACCCCGGUCGCUAUGAUCAUCGUCAGAAGAUUCAGGGCCUUGGGCCUGAUAGGAUUCACAUCAUUCAGCGAGAGCAUUCAGAAGGGGAAAGACGAACACAAGCGGAGAACCAACAGACCAAGAAGGAAGAGCCAAACGCCUCAACUCAGGGAAUGCGGAGCACGGGGCGACUUGGUUGGGCCUUGAUCUUCAUGCGCGGCAAUGCGUCAGCCCUAACUGCUUAGGAUAUGGCUAUUGAAUAUGUACUAGAAGAAAGCUAUGUAUUAUGUUGAGUCCUUUUAUCUUUGAAUCAUCAUUAUCAUCAAAUCAUCAUCAUCAUCAUCAUCAUCAUCAUCGAUGUUUCAGACUCGCAACGAAGCAAGAAUUCGGAUUCGGCAGUCUCUUUGUUGUGGACGUCGAGCGCAUGCCUGUUGGUGACGGAACGUGGCCUGCUUACUGGACUACCAUUAAAGGAGGGGUCGACGGAUGCGGGUGGCCCAGUGGUGGCGAGAUCGAUAUGAUGGAACACAUUCAGGCACAGUCUUCCUUCAUUUACUUCAUGUUGCUGUGUUCUCCACGAAGUUUUCACUAAAGCUCAAGUAGCUUCUUCGACGUCGCAAAUGAAGAUUGCUAUGAACAUGAUAUUACAAUGAAUUAUGUGCUUCGCUAUAUCAUGUUAAAUGACUCGAUGAAUAUAUUAAAUUAUCCAUGUCCAUCUUUUUGUUUUACAAACAGGGUUUUGGUAUGGAAAACAUGGUGUCUACUUUGCAUACGGACCCUGGCUGCUGGAUGCACGUUCCAGGAAUCACGAAUGGCGGGAACUGUCAGGGCAACAAUGGAUGUGGUUUGACCGCGAAGGAGGUCCCGAGCGGGCAUCAGUUCAACAAAGAAAAUUAAGGCAGAGAAGGCACCUGAAGUAGCUUUCGCUACCUAUUUUGCUUUUGAUAUUUUCGAAGGGCAUCAGCAUUGUGUUUGCGUGGGGUGCUGGUUUUGGGCAUGAAAUCAGUCGCCUGAUGAAUGUAGCCCUCUGCUACACACCCUUCUUUUUUAGAGAUAAUGAAUGCGUCUAAGAUUUCGGCGGCAUCCAUCUCAUGAGUAUGGAUACGAAUUCUAUUCGCAUGUGGUUCUUCAAUCGCGCAACAGCUGACCACUUUGACGAAGAAGAUAUGGGCCUUGGUGCCUUCUGGGAGAAAAAGAUGCAGGAAUUGCAACCCUACGCGGUACUUCUAGUUUCUGCAAUACAAAGUUUGUUAUUUUCACAACAGACUACUUUGUCUUUGAGGUUGACUUUGACUCGUUGGAACUGAUUUGUUACAAUACGAAAACUCUCUUCUGAGUCGGUUUUUACUUAAUAUCUAGAAGACGUGGUGGUGGGUGAGGCACAAAGUUCAGCCUAAUUCAUUGCUCACCUGUCACCGCACAUUCAUCAUGACAAUGACCAUAAACCGAUGAAGCGCAUAGUCAGAGCAACUAGAGUAAGAGAAGAUGUUCUUCGCAUUUCUACAUCUGUAGUCGCUGCUCUUUCAACCACAAGAAGCUCUUCGUCGUUCGUACAUCUUCUUUUCGACAUUCCACCCAAAAAAUAUUCUUCUAGACGUUUCCGUUGGAGAGUAAGUGCCAGGGCGGAACAUUUUUCAAGCCGCAGACAUUUAUCAUCGACACGACUUUCUGUGGAGACUGGGCAGGGCAAGCCUUUGCACCUCCAGGUGGCCCCUACGGAUUGCCGGGAUGCAUUCAUGUCGUAAAGGAAAGCAACUACUUAUGAUAAUUUGUGAUGAAAAGGAAGCAGUGAGAAAGAACUAUUACCGCGUUGCUCUUGCUCUUCAUAAUUUGCGACUGCGAAUUAGCAUUCAUGGACAUCUCUUUACUCCGGGAAGCAAACCUGGGAUAGAGGGCAGUCGAAGAUCAGUGAUACCGAUAAAUUGCUUUAGGCUUCGAGAGAUUACACUCGUCUAAUGCUAGGAGCGAACUGGGAUACCCAAGAACAUCCGGAGAGCUCUCGCAAGUUUAUCUUUGGAAGUGUGCGCGUUUUCAACCCGGAGGGAAAGGGUGCGGAUUGGCAAGUCUGAUUUUAUUCGAGUCGCAGGUCAAGGUGAUACUCAUGCAAUGUAUGUGUAGAAAUCACAUUUACUGUUGAUGUUCAGAUUGUUUCAUGUCUCAGUCCAACACGACUUACCACGAUGCAUACUAAGCCAUUCGUGCCCCAUGAAUCAUGAUGAUGAUUUGUCAUGUCAUAUUUUUUCAAUUUAUAACAGUAACAGUUUUGCAGCACCGCAUGCUCUACUUUACCAGAGAGAAAGUGAAAUACUUUUAUGUGCGGCGGCAAAUUAUGGAUUUUUACAAUUCUGCGAAAUAUGAACACAGUCGUGACAACAGACACGAUUUCUUGAUGAAGUAGUUGCAAUCACACAGAAACACAAUCUAGCGACUGACUGCUGCUAGUUGCGCAGUAAGAUCUAAUGAUGCCGCUUUUCAGUCUAGAUUAUCCUUCGACGCACACUUAAAACCCUUUUCAGAGCUAGAUUUAGAGCUAAAAGACAGAAGAAAAUCAUAGACGGCAUCUCGCGGAGAUAGACAUAAUCAUGUUGUAAGUCGAUUUCUAGAUAACUACACGACAUUGAUGUAAUUACAUAUGAAUAUGUGAUCUUCGACCAAGGUCUCAUUUUCCGUGUCAGAGUCUUUUUAUAGAUGUCAAAUUGACUUUCGUAACUUGAGAAUAUAGAUGAUUGAUCAAGAACAGCAAUACCGGAUCCGGAACGUCUGACAGUGCCACUGAGGACGCCAGCAAGGCUUCACUAUCCUGCUUCUUGGUGGUUCGUAUUACCACUUGAAGGUGAUAGAUUAUCUUCGCCGAGUGCGGAAUCUGCUAGGUGCUUGGGGUUCAGUGAAAGGGCCAAAGACAUACACGACGAAGGAUGCGCUUACUUUGCACAUGAUCAAUAGGAAAUCG
Messenger RNA from Amoebophrya sp. A25, 6308 nucleotides. NCBI's taxonomy places the organism in Eukaryota, Dinophyceae, Syndiniales, Amoebophryaceae. The record is from the annotation of a GenBank genome assembly.